Messenger RNA from Penicillium argentinense, 891 nucleotides. RefSeq lists its product as uncharacterized. The record is from RefSeq and is a predicted model, not a curated record. The coding region runs from base 1 to 891 and encodes 296 amino acids. NCBI's taxonomy places the organism in Eukaryota, Fungi, Ascomycota, Eurotiomycetes, Eurotiales, Aspergillaceae. The transcript has a single exon.
AUGGCCCACAGAUCCAACAGCCUACUACGGCGCGUGAUUACCGCCGCCCUCGAUCGUGAGGAAAAUAACUAUCCCCCAAUGGCAGCUCAUGCCGCUGCCACGCGUGGCGAGGCCUUUGGGAACGGCAACCCCGACGUAGAACUGGGCCAAGCCAAACGAUUCACCGUCGCAACAAAUCACCCUGAUACUCUCAUCCCACCCAACGACAAAUUGUUGAUCUUCCGCGCCUUAACCGGUAUCGACAGUGUCCCUGCCCUUACAAACGGCGGACAUCUCCUGCGCAGCGCGCCGAAUGUCGGUAUCUAUACGCGUGUAAUUCGCAACGAAACCAAAGCCGCGCGCGGCUACCGGAUCUUCAAUGCCCUCAUCAACACUUGUCUGGGUAUUCAAAUUGUUGUCGCCGCCGCAGUGACAGCUCUCGGUGCGGCGAGUGGCCCACACUCUGCCGUGACUGCCUUUGGCGCAAUCAACACCAUCAUGGCGGGUAUUCUUACCUACCUCCGCGGCUCAGGUCUUCCGGAUCGUCUGAAGGCCUACCAGAACAAGUGGAAGAAUAUUCGCGAAUACAUUGAGCAACGAGAACGUGAAUUCUGCUUAGUAGGCUGCGACCUCGAUGUCCAAGAAGAAGUCUUCAUUGUGGAAAGCAUGUAUCAAAGUCUCAAGUCGGAAAUGGAAACUACCAAGAGCAGUGGCGAAGGCCGGAGUCAACAACCAGAUGACCCUCGCAUUCGUCGCUCGCUUCUUCCCACCUCCAAUCAUCUCAGCGGUCACCGGAAUUCCACGACACCCGUCACGCGUGCUGAAGCCGCGAGCCCGCGUCAUCCGGACGACCAUGACCCUCCCAGUCCAAUCACUGUACCUGAGGCGGCCAUUCACAAUGAGAAGUCUUGA